Molecule: messenger RNA, 378 nt
Organism: Telopea speciosissima
Lineage: Eukaryota; Viridiplantae; Streptophyta; Magnoliopsida; Proteales; Proteaceae
Exons: 1
Coding region: 1-378 (125 amino acids)
Source: RefSeq, a predicted model, not a curated record
AUGCGCGACUGCAAACCUAUUUCUACUCCUAUGGCUACUUCUCCCCCAUCGGACUCAGGGGGUGCUCUUAUGGAUGAUCCUACUCGAUAUCGGUCUAUUGUGGGUGCCCUUCAGUAUGUGACCCUGACUCAGCCUAAUGUGGCAUUUUCUGUUAAUCGGGUCUACCAGUUUAUGCAUGCCCUUAUUGAUUCUCACUGGGCUAUGGUCAAAUACAUUCUUCGCUAUUUACGGGUUACCACGACUCAUGGUCUACUGCUUCAACGCUCCUCCGCUCAUUCUCUCCAGGAGUUCUCUGAUGCUGACUGGGCCAGCAGUGGGUCUGAUCAUCGCUCCAUGGGAGCUUAUGCGAUAUUUUUGGGCCCUAAUUUGAUCUCUUAG